Messenger RNA from Leguminivora glycinivorella, 2094 nucleotides. RefSeq names its product serine/arginine repetitive matrix protein 2-like. The coding region runs from base 1 to 1398 and encodes 465 amino acids. The record is from RefSeq and is a predicted model, not a curated record. Lineage: Eukaryota; Metazoa; Arthropoda; Insecta; Lepidoptera; Tortricidae. The transcript has 8 exons.
AUGACUAUGAGAGAUCAUGUGGACUCCAUUCCGUCCGGGCCGUCCGACAAGCGCUUCUCUCACGACUCCGGUCUGUCCGAUACUAGCUAUAAGCGGGAUAACCGUCAAAGCAGACGUCAUAGAACCGACCCCAUCAAAAAUGUUGACGAACCGCGCCGCGGCACCAAGAGCGUCGCCGAGAGUCGACGAGGCAAGAGCCACGCCACUCGGCGAGGCGAGAGCGAGACGCGACGAGGCAAGAGCCGUGAGACUCGGCGGAGCAAGACCCGCGAGGCGCAACGAAGUGACAGCAGCGGCACGCGGCGAGGCAAGAGUCGUGAAGCGCGGCGGAGUGACAGCGGUGAAGCGCGACGAGGCAAAAGUCGCGAGGCGGGGCGGGUUGACAGUGGCGAGAGCCGGCGAGGCAAGAGCGGAGCCCGACGAGGCAAAACUCGUGAGGCGCGGCGAGGCAAGAGCGGCAGCGUGCGCCGCUCGUCAGGGUCGCGGAGCAGCUUCCGUGACACGCUGGAGCGUGCGCUGCGGGAUCAGCAGGCUCAAAUCGCGCGGGUCGCUCAAAUGUGCGAGCUACAGGCCCGCUCAGGCGCGCCAGCCAGCGAGCGCCGCAGCGAGCGACAUAGCGAGCUCAGCGAGCGUCGCAGGCGGCCGAGCGAGCGGCGCGGCGACAAGCGCAACGAGCGAAGCGAGCGGGAAGAGAGCGGCCGGACGUCGAGCGAGACUACUGAGUUCUCGUCUUCUAGUAGCAGCGUCGAUGCGGUCAAACGACGGACCUCUGAGUGCAGAACCUACAAGAUUAUAAUGUCGAAGCUGGAUGAGCUGAACCGCCUGUUCGUGGCUCGCCGCGCCGCCGGCGCCCCGGGGGCCCCGGCGCCCGGCGCGCUGGCGCCCAAGCCGCCUGGCGCCCUGGUGCCCAAGCUGCCCGCGGCGCGCGCUCACGACGACUCGUCGGUGACCGUGUCUGACAAGGUUGUGGGCACUGAGUCUCCGAAGCAUACGGCGCGGAAGGCGGAGUUCGAGCACAACCGCACCAUCAUCGUGGCGGCCGCCGCCGUCGACAUCCCGCCCGCGCAGCGCCUCAACUGCAACGUCGUCACCGAGAGCGUGGUGCGAGACGAGCGAGAGAGCGGGCCGGCGAGCGAGAAGGGCAUGCCGGGUCACUUCCACCUGGACGACCCCGUGCGCUUAUACCAGCAAGCGAAGCGCCUCGAAGCCCGCGUGACGCGCAACUCGAGCUCCGACUCCCCCGACUCGGGCCGCUCGAGCCGCGGGUCGAGCCACUCGGGCAAAGGCUCGAGCCACUCGGGAAAAGGCUCGAGAUCUCCGUCGCUCUGCGCGCUUUGCCGAUGUUACUGGCUGGUCGCGCGUCGUUACGUCGCUCAGCUCAAUCCGGUGCGGGAGUGAAACUUAAUCCUGGCAUCUACUAGGCUCACCCAAUCGAAUCCCAAUCGCCUUCUACAUUUACUAUGAAACUGCGUCCAAUCACACACACAGACGUAUCAUUUCGCUUACGCUUAAAGACUGCUUAAGUGUGCGAAAGAGAAGCUGUCACGUAUAUGAACAUGAGUGCAAAGGAAACAGACUACAAAUUAAAACCGUGACCAUUUUUGAAAUCGACAGCGAUCGAUACUGGUCUACUAAACUUAAGUUUAACGGAUUAACCCCUCACCCGCCUUGUUCCAGAUCUGUCUCAGACAAUUUAUACUGUAAUUAAAAGAUUCAGGUUAUUAAUUCAGUAGCGAAUUUUUGCAACGGCUUUCGAGGGGUUAAUCGGACUUUUCAGUUUAAAAAAUUGUAUUUGGAGGAUACAGGGGCUGAUUUCCGUUUCGAUUCACGUUUUUAUAUAUAAUUUCUGAAUUUAAUACACCCAAUUUUGGUCUCACUUUCGAUAUUUAACAGCUCUUCUGAUUGUAUAUACGGCGAAUUUUUGCGAUUCGAUUCGACGAGCCUAGUGGGCGCUAGCCUUUAUUGUAAUGUCAAGUUGUCCGGUGCGCGAGUGAAACUUAUUGUAAAGUCAAUUUAUUGUAAUGUCCUAACGUCAAGUCAAUCGCGAAUGAAGUGUCCUGUCCUGUAUUGUGUUUGUAAAGUACAUUGGUUUCC